Molecule: messenger RNA, 1380 nt
Organism: Puccinia graminis f. sp. tritici CRL 75-36-700-3
Lineage: Eukaryota; Fungi; Basidiomycota; Pucciniomycetes; Pucciniales; Pucciniaceae
Exons: 4
Coding region: 88-1044 (318 amino acids)
Biological process (GO): exonucleolytic trimming to generate mature 3'-end of 5.8S rRNA from tricistronic rRNA transcript (SSU-rRNA, 5.8S rRNA, LSU-rRNA); TRAMP-dependent tRNA surveillance pathway; nuclear mRNA surveillance
Cellular component (GO): cytoplasmic exosome (RNase complex); nuclear exosome (RNase complex)
Source: RefSeq, a predicted model, not a curated record
GGAGUUUCACCGGGAAACCUACCCGGCGAUCGGCCAACCAACUUUUCAGACGUGUUCAGCAAUUUCGGCAACUAGGACUCGAUCUUGAUGAUUUCUACCACUGAGGCGGCUUUCUUUUCGGAUUCGUUAUCCUCGACAAGUAACCCUUCUAUCCGAGCAGAUGGUCGAACUCCGUUCAGCUAUCGACCGAUCAACCUGAUCGAUGAAGUCUCACUACAGUCCAACGGGAGUGCACGCUGCCAGCUGAAAACUUCUUCCGAAAAUAUUAUUACCGAUGUCAUCGUAGGCUGUAAACUGGAAGUAGAACAGAGAGAUUUUGAUGCACAUGGAGCUAAGAUAGAGUGUUCAGUGGACUUUCCACCUGCAGCAUUGAUUGCCUUACCUAACGACCCGGCACAGCUAUAUACGAGCUAUCUGAAUAUGAUUUAUGGGCCCCUAGGAUCCUCCGAACAACUUCGAAUUUCGUCUACCCAUGCUUGGGUGAUCUAUAUUGACGCAGUCGUGAUAUCUGCCUCAGCGGGAAACGCGAUGGAUGUAAUAUGUAUGGCAGUUCACAAGGCACUAUGCAAUCUGAAGUUACCCAAAACAGCCGAAGUGGGUUUCCAACGAACCAAGAGUCCAGAUGUUGCUGCUCCAAUCGAGAUCGAAACCUCGAGUUCAAUACAAAACGAUGGUAUGGUCGAAGAAACUGGUAUCCAGGGGCUUCUUUGGCGGAAUCGUUCCUCGAAAGGCAAACCAUCAAGCCAAGCAUAUGACUUCGAAUUGAAGGACACGGAUGCAGAGCAUGGUGAUCAAUUAUCAAUCAAGAAUUUUAUCCCAGUAGUUAUCACGAUCAAUCUUAUUGAUCAAAAGAUGUUUCUUGAUGCGACGUUAGACGAAGAAAGCAUAAGCUCUAACAAGCUAAUACUCGCUUAUACCGAAGGAGGGAAGAAAAUUGCCAAUGUGAUCCAAACAGGGGGAAAGAGCGAGAUAGGUUUCGAUUUACUUCGAUCCGUCAUUCGAGAAGGUGCUAAGGUUGCCGGAGACUUGUCUAAGCAGCUUUAAUUGUCACUGCAGUUGUGUUUCUGCCCUCUUUGCAACCACCCCCUCCAUUCUAGUUCACCGUUUUGUCUUAAUUCAUCUUUCCAUGCCUGUAAGGAACAAGGGCAGCAAAUUAUAUUCCCGAUCAAAUAUGACUCAACAUACCACCCGCACUGACGAUAAAUCAAGCAUUUGUCCCUCCACCUUCGCGGUCAUCACCUGUAAAAAUGCCUGUUGAAGUUUAACUUCCACACUCAUACCUUGGUCCUUGGUGUGACUUGUUUUGCAUACACAAAUACUUGAGUAAUAUGGGCAAAGCUGCCAGCCGUUGAUAUGGGAGAUCCCCGAUUCCACUACGAA